AUGUCUGAAUUGGAUGUUCAGCGAAAAGAUCUAACGGUGUGGGUAUGCGAUACUUUGUACGGUGAUGAGAUGGUAGCCUUGACAGCGCGCGAUGAAAGGACAAAACGGAAGAUCAGAGAGCUGGCAGCACGUAUUCAACUCCCUGUCACUGUUCUGUGCGAUGCGCUUUCUGUCGAGGUAAUAGUGGCAACCUCAGCAACUGCGGUCAAAGCCUUGUCCCGGCUUUUCGGAAUUGGCGCCGUUACGUGGUCCGAUUUUCUCGCACAAUACGAGGAGGAACUGAAAAAGAGUCAAGUCCCGGUCAGCGUCGCGCGCAACACGGUAAAACAUUUCAACCCGGAAUUCUGGGUUUCCAACACCAAAAAAACCAAGACCAAAACCAAACCUGGACGAGCCAACGGCGAUACAUACAUCGACGCAUCUACGCCCAAUAGUGAAGUGGAUUUUGCAGACCAUGCUUUGGCGACAGCGGAUGUCGACGUCGAUUUGGACUCUGAGCCCAGCCAGGCCGGUCCCAUGCUACGCGACGAUCUUGCGGUUUUGUCUGGCGCGGACCUGACCAUCGAGUCAGUAGAGCGUGGUCGCCGAGCAGAACCUCAGUCCUUCGAGGACAGCUAUCUGAAUCCAGAUGAUUCUUUGUUUCAAUCAGUAACAAUGCGGUGCAAGAGCCCAUCUCGGAAACGCAAAGCUUCUGCUAUUUCCGCUGGGUUUUACGAAUACGAUCGCAGUCCCUCUGUCCUCAACGAUUUCACACACAUUUCCAUCGACUUUGACGGUAGUGAGGCUGCUGCUCCAAACCCCGAGGGCAGCCUUGACGGUGAUGCACAAUCGACUAUCCAAGGCGGUAGAGAAUCGACCACGCAUAUAAACGGGGUUGACGAUACACACGAGGACUUGGGUACAAGAGCACAUUCGACUAUGGUGGCUCAAAAUGCCCAAGGUUCAGUUCAAACUCAACAGCUGCUGCCCAACAACAACCCACCGCAACGGUCAGUCUCUACACUGGAGCAGCUUCUCCUCGACCGCGCCAGAUUCGAAAAAGAGCAGUGGCUCAAUGAUAAUGUCAUCAUGACUUUUAUACAACGUCUUGCAAGUCCCCGUAUCGGUGUACUUGACAGCCUUUCAACACGCACACCUAUAGACCCUGCUUCUCUCCUCACAAAAGAUAUGCUCCUGCAGCCUAUCAACACUGGGGAUCACUGGAUCUUGUCACGGUAUUGCUGCCAAAAUGAAGAGAUAAAACUAUACAACAGCAGGAAUUCCAGCCCCUUGGAAGCCGCUUGGGAUCAGGCUCACAAGGCGCUUGGAAGUUUGACCGGUAAAAAGCCCCUUAGGCAUAGCUGUGCCACCUGCCCCCAGCAGCAAAACGACUUCGAUUGUGGUGUUUUUACCAUCAUUGUCGCCCGAUACCUUGCCGCCGGAAAGCAAGUACCGGACACCAUUUUGGACGCCGCAGCGUGGCGGACCUUUUUGCAACAAAGCUUAUUAACCUCGGAUCAAGCGGCCUUAUCUCUCCAUCUCCACCGCUACGUCCAACAAAACUCUUCUCUGGAAAACAGACGUAUUACACUUCGAUUCCAUGUCAUGAAAAUCCGCGGACUUUUGCUGCUUGCCCAAUUGCCACCUCGUCCAUCUUUUGGACUUGCAUGCCUCGACAACCCACUUUUGACCCAGACUCCUGACAGUGCCAAUGCGGCUAUUGCGGCCGAAAACAUUCUUUUCGGCCUCAUCGUCACCUGCACCCAAAUAGCUUCGCUUCACGCUGAACAUGUCGAGAUUUUAUCAGAAGCUGUCAAAGAACAAAAUCUCCUCAAAGGUUUUGCGCACGGCAGAGUCGUGGGCGACCAAACUUGA
Messenger RNA from Pyricularia pennisetigena, 1854 nucleotides. RefSeq lists its product as uncharacterized. Gene Ontology annotation, molecular function: cysteine-type peptidase activity; deNEDDylase activity. The transcript is spliced from 3 exons. The record is from RefSeq and is a predicted model, not a curated record. Lineage: Eukaryota; Fungi; Ascomycota; Sordariomycetes; Magnaporthales; Pyriculariaceae. Bases 1 to 1854 code for a protein of 617 amino acids. Gene Ontology annotation, biological process: proteolysis.